Messenger RNA from Boleophthalmus pectinirostris (great blue-spotted mudskipper), 941 nucleotides. Its product is annotated as cytochrome b-c1 complex subunit 10-like. The transcript has a single exon. Gene Ontology annotation, biological process: mitochondrial electron transport, ubiquinol to cytochrome c. The record is from RefSeq and is a predicted model, not a curated record. The coding region runs from base 589 to 759 and encodes 56 amino acids. NCBI's taxonomy places the organism in Eukaryota, Metazoa, Chordata, Actinopteri, Gobiiformes, Gobiidae. Gene Ontology annotation, cellular component: mitochondrial inner membrane.
UAUAUUUUUAUUUAAGAGGAGAUGUCACGAUAAUAUUGAUGGCCAUACUCACUAAACUCUGCCUUACAUUUAUUCAGUUACAGAUGGUUUUAUAGCUCAAAGCUGCCUCUCCACUGAUCUGACCUGUAACUUGGUCUGGCUUAGGCCCGUCCACACUAGUUCGUAUUUGAGCUGUUUUCGUUGUGGAUGCAGUGUUCGUUCACACUAAUCCGAUGGAAAAUGGCUCCAGAGACGGAAUGAUCUGGUGCCGCCAGCUCCUACAAAUUAAUCUGAGUACAGAUCUGAUCCAGGACUGUGUGGACGCCUGAAAACGCUGAUGUACGUCUAUGUGCCGGGAAGUAAUUCACCUCCAAAACGCUAAGAGGCUAGAAAAUAUGUCCAUUCAUAUAUACAGUCUGUGCGUACGACCUGCAGACGUAUAUUCUCUGAAAAGUUUAACACGAAUCAUCUCCAACACGAUAGAAAGAACAGAACAGACUCACCAUCAGCAGAACACCCCUCUGUCACAGAAAGAACACUCGUUUUUUUUUUUUUGUUCGUUUGUUUUUUUUCUUCUUGCCAGUGCAUCAGCUGUUCCACUCGUCUAAAAUGCUUAGUAAAGUUUUGGGUUCGAAAUAUGUUUCCAUUGCCAAAUCGUGGGUUCCAGCUAUGGCAGUGUGGGGCACAGCGGGAAAUGUAGCACUCAUCCACUUCACCGACUGGCGAUUUAUACUGGACUAUGUUCCUUACAUCAGUGGUAAAUUUAAAAAGGAUGAAUAAGAUGUGAAGGGUUUGGGGAACUGAAGUCAACUGCUUGAGGAUCUCUACUGUGGCACCACUGCAUCACUGAAGCCGACCAUGCAGGACACCACUGGCUUCAAUACUGAUUCUUAAUUUGUCUGAAAUUCUCUGAAAUCUGAUGUGUAUAAUCCAGAUAAUGUAAUAUGCCUUUGUUUUUGAAG